Molecule: messenger RNA, 660 nt
Organism: Lathyrus sativus (Indian pea)
Lineage: Eukaryota; Viridiplantae; Streptophyta; Magnoliopsida; Fabales; Fabaceae
Source: the annotation of a GenBank genome assembly
AUGGCUGUUUCCACUACAUUCAAGCUCUCGCUCUUAUUCACUCUCAUCUCACUUUCAUUAUCGGCUAUUCCCCCGACGUGCAAGCGCAUAGAGUGUCCCAAUUACGAUGUCAUACAAGCCGGAAAUGGCUACGAAAUCCGUCGAUAUAACUCAACUGUUUGGAUUUCUAGUGACCCAAUUCAAGAAAUUUCUCUCGUUGAAGCUACAAGAACCGGUUUCUUGAGGCUUUUUGAUUAUAUUCAGGGUAAGAACAACUACCAGCAAAAAAUUGAGAUGACAGCACCCGUUCUCUCUGAAGUCUUACCUAGUGAUGGACCCUUUUGCAAGUCUUCAUUUGUUGUAAGCUUUUAUGUGCCUAAAAAGAACCAAGCAAAUCCACCUCCUGCAAAGGGUCUUCAAGUUCAAAGAUGGAAAACUGUGUAUGCAGCUGUUAGACAGUUUGGUGGAUUUGUCAAAGAUACAGACGUUGGUGAGGAAGCUGCGGCUUUGAAGGAAAGUAUUGCUGGUACUAAGUGGUCAUCUGCUAUUGAUCAAAGCCGUAGAGCUGGUCAUGCUUCAGUUUACUCUGUGGCUCAGUACAAUGCCCCUUUUGAAUUUGAUAAUCGGGUGAAUGAGAUAUGGUUCUUGUUUGAUUUGGAAAGUGGAUCGCGUGCUAUGUGA